GCGCGGCGCGCGGCGUGCGGCGGCGGCGGUGGCGCGGCCGCGGCGGCCGUCGGGCGGCAGUCAGUCGCGCCGCGCGCACCCAGCCCCACGCUCCGGGCGCGCUCCGAGUGUCACGCCGCGCCCGCCCUUAUCAAAACAUUCCCGCAUUGGGAUCGAUCCGCAUGUCUUUACGCGCCUCGUACUGAUAACGACUCCUCACGACGGCGUGACACUGUCACUCGAGUGCCACUGGAUACUCUCCUAAAUACUUGCGUGUUUGUGUUUCACAUGUGAUUUGCCUUCAGAUUUUUUAAUUCGACACUUCAGGAUAAUUACUGAAUUUCAAGUUUUAUAUUCAAGGACCAAUUGAAGCGUCGCGUUGCCUGCGCCCGCGCUGCCUGCUUCGUUGUCUCCCCAUGUGCACUGGUAUGAGAGCAGAGGGCGCGUGCGGAGUGGCGCGAUGGUUGCGUGAUCGGUCAUCAUGCGCCUCUUCCGCGGGCCGAAGCGCAGGGAAGUGACCGGGCCGCGUGCCGUCGCGACGCCGUCUCCGCGCCGAGACGCCGCCGCCGCAGACAUCGCCGAUACUGGGCCGCACGUCUCUCACGACUUCACGCUCGUAACCGCACUGCCAGCCAUGGUUAUGGAGGAUGAUGUCAAGGAAAUGAAGAAAGUGUUUGCUACGUGGGGUCGCCGAAUGGGUAAAAAACUUGAAAUGUUAAAGAAAACCGAUAGUAAAGACAUAUCGGAGGAAACAAAAUCCAACGAUGAUAUUAUCAAAGAAGACUGCACUAAUGUUUCCACCGGGCAGUAUAAAAAGAAGCAACAUUGGAAAAUGGGACGAAGUAGUUCUGAUUCCACAUCGUUAAAAAAAGACAAUGAUACUGACUCUAUCAGAAGUGGUUCACGAGACAGGUCGCCCAGUCCAUUCAAAUCAUUUUUCCACAGGAUGGGUUCUACAGGAAUGUUAAAUUCAGCUAAAUCUCAGUCACUGAAUAUGCAUAAAACUCCUGAAAACUAUCCUGUGGCUAAUGGACCAUCGUUAUAUCGAAGUUGUUCUACUUCUCAUCUUUCCACUUAUGUAAAAGCUGAUGACCCAUCAGAUGACAUCGAUUUACAAAAUGCUGAUAAUGAGAGUAAAACUUCGCCUAAGAAACACAAUGUUUUGUCCGAAGACACUUUGGUCACGUCAUCAGCCAAAGCAGUUAGCUGUGACAAUAUAACCAAUCUUAAUGACGGGCAAAAUAAUAAUGGAGCUUCUAAAAAACCAAAUUUUCCUUAUGCGUUUUUAAGAUCAAAAUUGUCAGUAUUGCCAGAAGAAAACAGUAUGGCUUCUCAGCAAAGAACCAGUGUUCUGAGACAAAGUUUAUCUGAAAGAAUUGAUAGAAAAUCACCGAAAUUUCGAAAAGAUAAAAUGUGUUUUACGAAUUCUCGAUCAGAGGAAAGAUAUCAGAGUAGUGACAGUAUAUCUAUUCAUGACGAAAAUAUUCUAUUUAAUAAUGCUUUAAGAAAAGAUUACGACUUCUCACGAAGUUCCAUGAGAAGUAUAAAUGAAAUAGAUGACAGUAUGUAUCAGAUUGGACGCAUGGAUGACGUACCUCGAAGAUCUUCAAUGAUUUCGCACAGAACGCCUUUGGAUUAUGAUCCUAUGCUUAUUCCACGGAACAGAAAUAGUUUACCAGUGUACGAAUAUAGUUCUGUGCUAGGAUCGCUGCGAGACAUUAAAACGGAAAUAACUUCGUCUUCGCAAAGCAUUCACCAUGCGCCAGAACAAGCAGAAGUGCAAACCCAUCGUCUUAGUAAUUAUGUUAGUUCCAAUGAGUCUGGAUAUGAUAGUGAUGGUCGACCCACCGAUGACCACAGUAACCAUUCUCCGCCAGGAUAUUCUUCACAUUUUCAUAAUGGUUCCGGUCGCAAGGAAUCAAUGGAUAUGAAUUACGAAGGGAAUCAUGGAAACUUUUCAAGACAGUUUAGUUUAAAUCACAAAAUAAAUUUUGGUCGAGUGCAAGUUCCAAUCAGACGAAGUUCUACCCCGUGUGCAUUAUUUCCUGUAGAGAAAAGUAAUUCUUACGAUUAUGGAAAUGAAAAUAAGGAUAACAUCCAUAAAUUUCCUAGUGAUAGUAUAAAGAAUAAUAUGUUUGAACAUAUAGAUUCAAAACCACCGCCGCUUCCAAAGAAAACUAUAAAGAAACAACCAUAUGUCUAUAAAACGAUAACAUUAGACGAAAGAGUGCAGACGAGAAAAAUAAAGUUUUUACACUCUCAGUUGAUCCCUAUUGAACAAUCAUCAAAUCAAGACAUUAUGGUAGAGCAUCCUACACCAAUGCACCAUGUUUCCGAAACAGAUAUUUUAGGUAGAGGGCCUUGCACUAAAAGGUUUAGAAAAAUAAGACUAUUAAAAUCGAGGCUAGACGAGAGUCUUGGUGUUUAUUUAGCACAACACAGGGUAGAUUUUGAUAGCAGCGGGUCAAAUUUUGAAAUUCGAUACAUUAUUGUCAAGUUAGACUUUGACGGUAUAGCUCAUAGAGAUGGAAGGCUACGAAUAGGGGAUGAAAUAGUCAAUGUUAAUGGCAGAGUACUGCGAGGUCUAUCAUCGCUUAAAGAAGUGCAGCAUAUAGUUAAUUCUUGUUCAACUGAAGCUACGAUUGAAGACGGGGCAUUAUUUCAAAGGUAUCAAGUAGAUCUCGUAAUGGCCCACGAUGAAAUAACCCCUAUAACAUUAAGUAGGAUUAUAAAUAAUCAGCCAUUAGAACAAAAUACUGUCACUCUCCCGACAUCCAACGUACCCCCGGACAUUAUAUCGCAGACUGUUCAGAAACCUUUGCCCUCAAAGCAAAUAACGAUCGAAACACAUUUUCCAGCUGAAAAUCAAUUCUAUCACAACAAUAUUAGCAAUAGAACCAAAGAACGAUCAACCGAACAGGUAAAUUGUGAUUCCAAUUCAAGAACAGAUCAUCAAAGAAAAUGUGAAGUUGGCAUCCAAGUGAAUAAUGGUCCAAUACUCUCAAACCAGAAGAGUGACGACGAAAAGUUGCUAGAACGGCACUGCUACUCCCAGUCAGCUUCAUUGCAAAACAUUACGAAUAUUGAAAUUUCACUAAGGGCGUCACCAACACCUAGGUCUAACCAAGGCAACAACUACAGACCGAUAUCGUUUCAUACUUCUAGACCUCCGUCAACAGGACCUUACUCCGUCUACGGGGACAAUGCAACUAACGAAAUCAAAGAAAAUAACUUUUCACAUUACAUAAAACACGUACCGAGACUGUACCAGAACAGAUCAUUUGAAAGCAUUCCUGAACAAUUAAGAAAUAGUAGUCGAAGUAGAUUUUUCAGCAGAGUUGGAUCUCAGCGAUGUUCUCCCAGCCCGAGUCCGCAUGUAUCGAGGCUCCAAGAACAUUCAGCGGCCUUGCAUCAAGAUAACCACCAACAUGGAGGACACUACGCGCACAGUUCCUUACACAAAGUGGAAUUUUGGAAAGGGCAGGGUCAUAAAAGCCUUGGUUUCAGUAUUGUUGGUGGAACAGAUUCGCCAAAAGGCCAAAUGGGUAUUUUCGUUAAAACUGUAUUUCCAAAUGGACAAGCGGCUGACAAGGGUACCAUUUUUGAAGGUGAUGAGAUAUUAUCUGUAAACAAUGUGCCGACGCGUGGAUUAAGUCAUGCUGGGGCUAUAUCUCUCUUCAAACAAGUUAAAGAAGGAAAAAUAGAACUGACGCUUUCAAGAAGAAGAGCACCUAGGUCGAGAUCUGUGGAACCUCUCGGCAAUUUCCGCGGCGACGUGAAACGGGAAUAAUACCUACAUAGUUGUAUCCAAAGAGACAAUGGUGUUAUCGAGUGCAAUAAUAUUACACGUUAUUCAUUAUAGCCAAAGGCAACUUCAGGGACUUUGUUUCACGGAUGCUUCGUUCAUUUCAAGCGUCUCCGGUAUUAAAUAAUAAUUAUUAUCUAUCUUUUAAAAGUUGUUUAUUGUGUAACGAAUAUAAGUAGGCUGAUAUUGUAUCACCUUUAUAAAUAUUCUUAUGAAUAAUGAUGGUGAAAUGGGGCUACUCGAAAAUUGCUUGAUUAUUCAAUUGAACAACGGCUUAGUACACAAAUGGUGAUGUUGUUUGUAUUGUACAAAAGUAAAAUUGAUGUAUUUAAAUACAAAUGUGAAUGUAAUUCAAUAAUCAGCUGGCCACUCUUGUAAUAUUAGCCCCAUUAAAUGCCACUUUACAUCUAAUAUUUACGCUAAAUUUUCUUAGCUUUGUAAAAUAAGACUGUAUGUAUAGCUGUAGCUACUGUUAUAUUUUCGUUGUAGUCUGUUAUAUGAUAGGUAUUGUUAAAGUAUGUUAGGAAUGCUAGAUCUCGUUAUUUACUGUAACUUGUAUAUACUAGUAGUCAUAGAACAUUUUGUUACGAUGUUAUCUAUCAGUGAAGACUAGACUUCCUUAACACCACAUGAGAAUUAGAAAGGCAAUCAGACUGAUAUUUAAAUAAUGAUGUGUGUACCUAUAUUACUGCCAAAGCUUUAGAGUUAACGAGGAAACAUCGAACAGAUUUCUCUAAACUAAGAUAAUACGAUGCGCGACGCCGACACGCGCCGUUCCCUCUCGGACGACUGACCAUCCUUGACGAAAACAACGAUUAAAUUGAUUUAUAUCAGGCGAUAUCGUAGAACAAUUCCCACUGCCGACUUACUACAUGUGAUGAUGUUAUAUAAAAUAUUCAGCGAAUUGACUCCGUCCAUUAUAAUGUCCAUGAAUACGGCCUAAUAUAUCUGAAUGGCAUCAAGUUUUCAUUUUAAAUCACUAAAAAUUAAACACGAAAUAGGUAUGAUAGCCUUUAGAGUUCGAGCAGCAUCUAUUAUGUAAUCCAUCCAUAAAGUCAUCCACAGUAUUGUGUGUUACAUUUAAUGUAAAUAAAUUGCAAUACCUCAAUGCUUUUGAAAUUAUACACGAAUAUCAUAA
Molecule: messenger RNA, 4922 nt
Organism: Spodoptera frugiperda (fall armyworm)
Lineage: Eukaryota; Metazoa; Arthropoda; Insecta; Lepidoptera; Noctuidae
Exons: 6
Coding region: 461-3769 (1102 amino acids)
Molecular function (GO): protein binding
Source: RefSeq, a predicted model, not a curated record